This is a messenger RNA of Gossypium arboreum, 594 nucleotides long. RefSeq lists its product as uncharacterized. Lineage: Eukaryota; Viridiplantae; Streptophyta; Magnoliopsida; Malvales; Malvaceae. The transcript has 2 exons. Bases 1 to 594 code for a protein of 197 amino acids. The record is from RefSeq and is a predicted model, not a curated record.
AUGUUUGGGAGUCAUACGUUUAAUGGAGAAGAUGGUGAAAGAGUGUAUGGGGUUACUUUGGCUGGUAAAGCUUUUGUUAAUGACGAACAUAAUGGAUCUUUGGCUGUUUUUACUAGCGACAAGGCCAACAUUGAAGUCUGUUGUUAUUAUCUAGUUGAUGUUGGAUACACAAAUUGUGAAGGAUUUCUUGCACCUUUUAGAGGACAAAGAUAUCAUUUGAAUGAGUGGCGUCAGGGUUACCAGCCAAGUACUUCAGAAGAAUUUUUCAAUAUGAAACAUGCUUCAGCGCGUAAUGUUAUUGAAAGAUGCUUUGGGUUAUUAAAACUUAGAUGGAGAAUACUUAGGAGUCCAUCGUUUUAUCCUGUGAGGGUGCACAAUAGAAUCAUUAUUGCCUGUUGUUUGCUCCAUAAUUUUAUUCGAACCUAUAUGAGUCUUGAUCCUAUUGAAGCAGAGUUGGGAGAAGGAUUACCUAGUAAUGUGAUAGAUGACGAUGAUUCGAAUAUCGUAAAUAUUCAUCCAUCAAAUGCAUGGGCUACUUGGAAAAUGGAACUAGCCAACCAAAUGUUCGAUGAAUGGCAAGCAUCUAGAAAUUAG